AAAAAAAAAAACAGAGCCUGCCCUUGCUGGAACAGGAAGUGGUAGAUGAACUAGCUCUCCUAGCUAGAUACUUCUAGUCGAUUAGGUUAGAUUGGCCUUUAUCUCAGUAGUUAAGAUGGGCCUUUUCGGUAGAACACCAGAGAAACCACCAAAAGAUUUGGUCAAUGAGUGGUCUCAGAAAAUUAGGAAGGAAAUGAGAGUGAUUGACAGACAAAUCAGAGAUAUUCAAAGAGAAGAGGAAAAGGUGAAACGCUCCAUUAAAGAUGCUGCCAAAAAGGGCCAGAAAGAUGUCUGUGUAAUCCUUGCCAAAGAGAUGAUUCAGUCAAAGAGGGCUGUAUCCAAACUUUAUGCUUCUAAAGCCCAGAUGAAUUCUGUGCUUUUAAGCAUGAAGAAUCAGCUCGCUGUGCUGCGUGUUGCUGGUUCACUGCAGAAAAGCACAGAGGUCAUGAAGGCCAUGCAGAAUCUAGUCAAGGUCCCUGAGAUCCAGGCCACCAUGAGAGAGCUGUCAAAGGAGAUGAUGAAGGCUGGCAUUAUUGAAGAAAUGCUAGAAGACACAUUUGAGAGUAUGGAAGAUGGGGAAGAAAUGGAGGAAGCAGCAGAGGAGGAAGUUGACAAGAUUCUCUUUGACAUCACAGCAGGAGCCCUCGGAAAAGCACCAAAUAAAGUCACAGAUGCCCUGCCAGAAUUGCAACCUGGUGGAGCAGCUGCAGCCUCAGAUGAAGAGUCGGAGGAGGACAUUGAAGCGAUGCAAUCCAGAUUGGCAGCUUUGAGAAGCUAAGGUGAUUGACACCUUCAAGUUUUUCAGCUGGCCGUUGGAUAAAGACAAUUUUGUUGCGAGGUUUACAGUCCUGAACACCCUCUUCGCGUCAUACUAUACUUUUACAUAAUCAUUUGGGUUUGACAUUGUGCUAUAAUAGUCAACAUUUUCGUUUCGAUGGCACACGACAAAAGGUGGUAUUGCUUCUUAAUGUGUAUAGUUAUAGGAUAUUUCAAAGUGUAUUAUUCAAAGUAAAUCUAAAGGUUGAGGAGCAUGUAUAUAAUGUUAGUAUGAUUAGCCUGUUGUGCCUACAGAUAUGCGUUGUUUCUUUACUCUUAAGUCAUGAACUGGACAAUGAAGUUCUGGAGUGCUUUUGAUCUGAACAAGAGACUGAAUAACUGUUGGAUAAUCACUCCAGUUUUCUCCAAACAACAAGCAUUUUAACUUGAUUUAAACUGUUUUUAGGUUACAGUCUUUCAGUUCACUUAUGAAUAUGUCUGACACUAAAAGUAAUGGGCUGGUGUUGUUUCUCUUCGUCAACUUUUUGUACUGUCUCCUUGUAACAAUCUUCUCCGUUUUCAAACAUGUUACCAAUAACUGCAUACAAAUUUAUUUUUGCAUCAACAUUUACCUUAAUUAGGUGUCAUUAAGCUUAAUUGCUGUAAAACAUUCAGUUUAAUUUUGCACCUUGUCAGUUGUGGAAGAUGGAGAGGAAAUGGAAAGGUUUAUUUGUGCACAGUUUGUGUCAAGUUUAAGUCUGGUCUGGUGUGUAAACAUUUUUCUAUUUGAAUGGUGUAAAAAAAAAAAAAAGAAUAAACUUUUAUGGAGCAAAUUGACACCUGGAAA
This is a messenger RNA of Oryzias melastigma (Indian medaka), 1603 nucleotides long. It is a transcript of the gene chmp3, whose product is annotated as charged multivesicular body protein 3. Gene Ontology annotation, biological process: protein transport; late endosome to vacuole transport; endosome transport via multivesicular body sorting pathway. The transcript has 6 exons. Gene Ontology annotation, cellular component: multivesicular body; ESCRT III complex. NCBI's taxonomy places the organism in Eukaryota, Metazoa, Chordata, Actinopteri, Beloniformes, Adrianichthyidae. The record is from RefSeq and is a predicted model, not a curated record. The coding region runs from base 116 to 778 and encodes 220 amino acids.